This is a messenger RNA of Daphnia carinata, 1030 nucleotides long. RefSeq lists its product as uncharacterized. Gene Ontology annotation, cellular component: lysosome. The transcript has 8 exons. NCBI's taxonomy places the organism in Eukaryota, Metazoa, Arthropoda, Branchiopoda, Diplostraca, Daphniidae. Gene Ontology annotation, molecular function: cysteine-type endopeptidase activity. The record is from RefSeq and is a predicted model, not a curated record. The coding region runs from base 44 to 1030 and encodes 328 amino acids.
CCUCCGGUGUCCUGAACACAGUCUAGACAAUUCUCGAAGCAGUAUGAAAGUAACUUGUUUAGCCAUAGUUGUGGCACUUGCAUGUGCUUCAUCAGGCCAAGCAAACGUUAGUUUGGAAGAGGCCUGGGAGAAGUUCCAACUUGAAUACCCUUUGGGCGUUCAAACGAAAGCUGAAUAUGGAAAAUGCAAAUCGAACUUUGCAAAAACGCAUUCCAUGAUCGAAGCGCACAACUCCAAUCCGAACUCAACUUAUCAAAUGGAACACAACCGAUUCUCCGUCAUGGAUGACGAGCAAAUGAAAAAAUACCUGGGAGCCAUCCUACCAACACCUUCAAGCUCCCAAACGUACCUGAAAUUUGCAGUCAAAGCGCUGCCAUCGUUCGUUGAUCACCGUCAACACUGGUGCAUGCAGCCUGCCAAGGAUCAAGGUGACUGUGGAAGUUGCUGGGCUUUCUCUGCCACUUCGGUGGUUGAAUUUGGCCAUUGUCUCCUUCGCGGAACCAAAGUGGCUCUAAGCGAACAGCAGUUGGUGGAUUGCGACAGGUCAAACUAUGCCUGCGGAAAGGGAAACGUGGCAAGAACUUGGAUGUACAUUGCCAAUGCGGGUGGCCAGGCCGCUUCUGCGUCAUAUCCUUACAAGGCGGCGAAAGGCACCUGCGUUUAUAACUCAUCCAUGAAGAAAGCCACCGUUUCACAAAACGAUCCUGUUGUCAGUAUCGCUCCUGGUGACAUUAAUACGAUGAUGAGCCUAUUGGCUAAAAGGCAGCUCGUUUCAGUCGCAUUCGCCAUUGUCAGAUCGUUUGAAAAUUACAGGAGCGGUGUGUACACGGAGGCUAAUUGCCAAUCUAACAUCAGAGGUCACCACGCCGUCACGCUCGUCGGUUACGGCACUGCAAACGGCAUGGAUUAUUGGAUAAUUCGUAACUCGUGGGGAGCAAGGUGGGGAGCCGCAGGAUACGUCCUAUUCCAAAAAGGCAAAAACCUAUGCGGCAUCGAGUCAUACGCGUUGACCACUAACGUCGUUGGAUGA